AUGUCUAAUAUACGAGUUUCUUCGCACCCUCUUGUUGCUCACAAAAUUUCCAUUCUUCGUAAUAAAAAUACUAAGCCAAAGCAAGUUCGAGAGCUUAUGCGCGAAAUUGGGCAACUUCUUGGGUAUGAAGCUACUGCAGAUUUACCUACAAAGGUUACUUUUAAUUUGGAAAGUCCUUUAACCUCUUAUACGGGAACUGAAUUAGCUACUAGAAUCGGGCUAGUACCUAUAUUGAGAUCAGGUCUUAGUUUUGUUGAUGCACUUGAAGACAUGGUUCCAACAGCUAGAGUCUUGCAUCUUGGAAUUUUUAGAGAAAGGAUAUCGCUUCAACCCGUAGAAUAUUAUAAUAAGUUGCCUUCGGAACCCAAUGUUGAUCAAGUUAUAGUUUUAGAACCAAUGAUAGCUACAGGAGGAACUGCUGUUGCUGCAACCAGUAUUCUUAAAGAUUGGGGCAUUAAAUCAAAAAUUAAAUUUAUUACCAUAUGCGCAUCACGCCAGGGUCUUGAAAAUUUAAUGAAACAUCAUCCAGACGUUGAAGUUUUUGUUGGUGUAAUUGAUGAUAUCUUAGAUGACCAUGGGUAA
Molecule: messenger RNA, 582 nt
Organism: Cetraspora pellucida
Lineage: Eukaryota; Fungi; Glomeromycota; Glomeromycetes; Diversisporales; Gigasporaceae
Source: the annotation of a GenBank genome assembly